UAUGUAUGUAUAUAAAUAAUUUCAUAUAUAAUUUUAAAAUCGAAAUGCUUUUGAUUAUCUCGUAUCAAUGUUGUAUUGCUCUGAACAUAGCCAGUUUUACGCUCUUACAUGUUUAUUAUACUUUCGAAUACUGGCAUACUUUUAGGAUCUAAUUGUCGAUUUAUCCACUCGUGUUUUUCUCAGCUGCAAUAGCUGCAAAAAAACUUUAAACAAGCAACUUGAAUAUCAUUAUCCCCACAAAUAUCCUUUAUUUGCAAAAAUCGUGAGACUUAAUGAAAUAUCAUUUACAUAUUGAAGCUACUAAUUUUAAGUGAAUUAUAAAUUAACUGCUGCAUAUAAAGGUAUAAGUGAAAAAUGGCGAAAAAUAAAAGUACUGUCUACCUUGGUUUUGAGGAUGAGGAAGUUACUAGCAAACAUGGCUCUAUAUUAAAUAGUACGGUGAAUAAAGUUGGUGGAACACCGGAUUGGCCUACUGGUGAAAUAAAAGUGCCUUCGUGCCCGCUUUGUGGCACAGCACGUCCAUUGGUGGUACAACUUUAUGCGCCUUUGGAGCAAUCAAAGUUUCAUCGCACUUUAUAUGUAUUCGCAUGUUUAAAUCCAGCUUGUUCGCAAAACUCUAAAAGUUGGUUAUGUAUACGCACACAGCAUUUGGAUACGCCGAGUGAAGCGGACUUAAUUAAUGCCGUACCGCCACCAUUGACAGCCGGUGGCGCCGGCAGUAAGAAAAAGAAAGGCUAUAAGCAAGCAUCAAAUGUAUUGCAACCACAAAAGAUUACGUGGUGUAGCGGUGCAGAUGACUGGGGUGAAGCUGUUGAGGAAAGUAGUAGCAUUACCGCUGAAACCACUGUGGAACGUAUGGAUACGGGCGCAGAUGAGUUGCAACAUCAGAAUGAAGAGAACGGUAAUGUCAUUGGUCAAAAUGAUAAUUCACCUAUCCGUGGUGCUUACUCACCGCGCUCUGAUUUAGGUAAUAGCGUAGGUGAUGAAGAUGAUGAUGACGAGAGUAAUUCCAUGGAUAACGAACUAGUUUACGGCUUCGAACAAAUCGAUAUGCAUUCUCCGCAAAAUGCUGUGGAAGACCCUAAUGCCAAUUGUGCGGCUGACAAUGCCGCAGCUGCUGUUGAUAUGGAUGGUGGCGCAAUGAUGGGUUUCGGUGGUGCUACAGCUACAAUUUGUGCUGAAAUCGAGGGCGCUGAAACGGACGUAGUGCUAGUGGAAACACCAGUAAAGCCAGAACGUGACUUAAUUGCGCUUUUAAAACAUACUGCAACUCCGGCUGCACUAGGACCACUCGCCAAAAUUUCUGAUGUUACCAUCAAACCUUUUUUCGUAGCUGUGGAUAUAGAGCAACGCCAUAAACGGGAUGAAGUAGAAAGUUAUACUGGCGCAUUAUCGGCAGAUCACAUACGUGAACUAUAUCAGGAGUAUAAACGGCAGGAUGAAGCAGCUCUGUCACCAAACGGCGCUGGGGCAAUCGGUGGUGCGAUUGGUGCUGCAGGCGAUGACCAAGAGGCUUACGAAAAAGCUUUGCCAGCGCAUGGUGAUAUUAUUUUCCAUCAAUUCAUUAGUACUAUACAAGAAAAUCCUGGUCAAAUAAUAAGGUACUCACGUGAUACACUACCUCUCCUAAUGGGUCCACUUUCCGAACCGAUCCCAAAGUGCGCGAAUUGUAAUGGCGAAACCAUUUGUGAGGUUCAAAUUCUCUCUACACUCAUACCAAAAUUACGUCUGGAGCAAAACAACGAUCCGGUACCCAUAGAAUACGGGAAUGUAUUGGUGUUUACUUGUCUAAAAUGCUGUUGGGAUACCCCAGAUAAAAUGCGCUAUGAACGAGUUAUUGUCCAAGCCGAACAUUAAGUAUGUAAAGGAGCGUAACAAUCUGUCGAAAGAUAGUUGGGAAGGGCACUAAAGAUCCUAGUAUCUAGCUGAAUGCUUGAUGACAUUUUAUGAAUUUUUUUAGAAUUAGUUUAUAUUAAAAACGAACUAAAGUAGCCGUAUUUAGGUCGAAUAUAAUUAUAUUAAAACUAUAAUGAAAGUUAAUUACGAAUAUGUGUACCUAGAUGCGUUGACAAAGUGAAACUACUUCAAUUAUGAAAACUAAAAUUAAAAGCAAAUCCUUUACAUGCAUACUUACAUAUAUAGUCAAACACUAUGUCCAUGUUGCUAUACAACGAACGACGUUGGACCUUUUAACCUAAUAUAAAAAUAAUAAAAGCAAACAUAAAGCUUAUUUACCAGUUGAAAGAAAAAGUUUUAAAUUAUAACCAGCCGUAAAUUGAGUAAAAUUAUUCAAAUUUAGAUAUUUAAGCAACUAUUGGCAGUCAAAUAAUAUACAAAAUAGAUAAUAGGUUUCUCUCAACGAGCUAGUUUUUAGGAAUAAAGCGAAGCUUGUCGACUUUUUAGAAAUCUAUUAACUAUAAUUUUAAUGAAAUUGUAUAAUAAAUUUCCAUUAGUUUUUCAAAACAAUACAAUUUACCAAUGUUAUA
Messenger RNA from Ceratitis capitata (Mediterranean fruit fly), 2486 nucleotides. It is a transcript of the gene trus, whose product is annotated as programmed cell death protein 2-like. Gene Ontology annotation, cellular component: cytoplasm. The transcript has 3 exons. The record is from RefSeq and is a predicted model, not a curated record. NCBI's taxonomy places the organism in Eukaryota, Metazoa, Arthropoda, Insecta, Diptera, Tephritidae. The coding region runs from base 355 to 1857 and encodes 500 amino acids.